Molecule: messenger RNA, 2307 nt
Organism: Aureobasidium vineae
Lineage: Eukaryota; Fungi; Ascomycota; Dothideomycetes; Dothideales; Saccotheciaceae
Source: the annotation of a GenBank genome assembly
AUGCGACACAGCAGCGCNCCCUCUGUACCGUCAGACCGUCAUACCGCCCAUAGUACCACUCUGCAACUCGGUCCUCGGAUCCAACCACCAGUCAUUCCUCCGCAAGAUGAUACCAGACAUGAUCGGAUAGAACCAACACGAGUUGCGCCCUUGUCCAAUGAUGUCUGGGGACGUUUGAACAACUUUGCGCGAUGGCAACAAGAUCCAACCUGGAUUCCGUCUACUGCACCCGCCAGUGUUCUGUCAUACGAACCGCAACCAGAGCCGCGGCAGACGCCCUCGCCGGUGAAGAGUUCAACGUCCAACGAACGGCCAUAUGCGUCACUCUUCCCAAACAUGGAUGGCUUGAUGGCCAGCCCUACCGUGCAAGGUACACCCACUGCCGACUACGUGCCUGAUUCACUACGGGUCGAUGUGCCUUCCGACGCUCAGCAUAACCAAGGAGAAAUUCAUCCUGCGAGGCCUGUGGACUCAAACGCAGAAGCACCCGAUGUUGCAGAUACCAAACCAUGUCUAGAGGUCGCCAAGUUCGUCGACAACAAACCGCAAGAAGCACCAAGUACACCAACCAAAACCGUGACGCUCGACGUGCAAAACAUCCUUCAGAGCUGUGUACGGCGUCUAGAAACACUCGAGACUUAUUCCUUCUCUCACGUCCCCCUCGACGAAGUACACGAAAAGUUCGAGCUUCUCGAUGGCCGCCUGCUGGAAAUGGAAUACUGGAAGAAAGAUGUCGACGCUCGCCUUGAAAGAUCCAGACUGGCUCUCGACGACAAAGACUCGCAAGCCUCCACUUCUUUUCAGGACCUUCAAACCCACGCUGGCAGCAAGGCACUUCUCUCGCGCGUGUCUGAUGUCGAGGAUCGAUUGGCGGAUCUGGAGAGCGCGCAUCCUUCAUACGCUAACCCAUGGGAGAUUGAAAUUGUCCUUCUCCCGUUCGGCCGGACGCUGAAGGGGGUCUGGCAUGAGUCGACUGAUUGCGACCCAAAUGUGUGUCCCAGCACACAUGCAGCCCAGUGCGGCUCAGUUGGAUCAUCUGGCAGCUUGCUUGCUCCGACCGGAAGUAAAGGACCUGCUUGGACUGCGGAUACAAUCGAAGCUUGGGCAAACACCAUCAACCCAUGGCUCUGGCCAAAAGCACCAGGCCCGAAUAGCAACCUGUUCAAACGUCUUCAAAGUCGAGGACUUAUUCGUAACGUCAGCAUUGUCGACACUGGCGCGCACGGCGUCUGGGAGUCCAUCAAGGACGCUUUUGCCGACUUUGUUGAAACACAGCCACUCUACCGUACCAACAACCAACAGCAACCAUACGAAGCACUCAGAGAAGCAUUUGUACCGCUACGAAAGGUCAAAAAGUCUUCAUGGCUUCGAUACCUGGAACCUCACGAGUUGAUCACUCCUGCAACAUGGGAUAUCUCUUUCCUGGAUUCUGGCGUGUUCAUGAACGGCAAAGGUGGCCGCAAACGUCUCUAUAUGACCACUGCCGAUGGCUACAUCCAACCAGGAAAGACUGGUUGGACGUGGCAGCAAAUUCGUGAUCUACCACGCUAUGAGAAUGCUAUGGCCAGGUCCGGUCUACUAUUCAGCAGCGAGGCACCCUCCGAGCCUUUUUGGGCACACAUGGCAGCGCUCGACGAUGCGCCCACAUUCUCAUCCUUUAUAUCGCAAUGCAGCAACACUUCUCUCGGCAAACGACGUAUAUCUGGCGUCACCUUUGAAGACCCAGAGAUCGAGAGCCCAUCAGCCAAAUCCUUCACCUCAAACUCUUCUGGAGACACAAUCACUCCACGCUUCUCAGAGUCCUUCCCCAUCAUCACAAAAAGAGCUUCUCAGUCCAGACGUCGUGAAAGUCCAUCAUGUACACCUAUUGCUUACCAGAAGCGUCGUCGCACAUCUGGCUCUCCCAGCAGAUACAGAGGAGGGCUUGAAGAAUUGACGCCGAGAUGGUCACAUGAGCCGCCGACACCUAUGAUGGAAAAUGCUUGGGAGACUCGCAGUCACUGCAGAGCAGGGUCAAGCAGAAAGAGACUUAGCACACCUACUGCCUAUGCGACACCACACAGCCACAACGUCGCCAAUGUCGUCGACCUUGCCAUGGCAGAUGGUGGUGACACCGAAGUCGAAUCUGUAGGCUCCGGCCGCGCUGACAGCGAGCAUGAAUGGGCGGGACUUGAUGAAGAUGGAGACGUCAGCGAUAUGUCGCAGCUGAACUCACAGUCCAGCUUCUCUGCCAGUGAAUGGAUCGAAGACGACAACGAGUCUUUUGACCAAGAUGCAGAUGAUGGCGAUAGUCUUUACGAACCAUGA